Molecule: messenger RNA, 444 nt
Organism: Mauremys reevesii (Reeves's turtle)
Lineage: Eukaryota; Metazoa; Chordata; Testudines; Geoemydidae
Product: zinc finger protein 250-like
Exons: 4
Biological process (GO): regulation of DNA-templated transcription
Source: RefSeq, a predicted model, not a curated record
AGAGCCCUCUACAGAGACGUCAUGCAGGAGAACUAUGAGACUGUGACCUCGCUGGAGUUUCCAGUUUUCCCACCUGAUGAGGUCUCUCAGCCUCAACAAGACAGAGACCCGUGGGUCCCAGAUCUCCAUGAUUCAGAGGAAAGCGAGAUCCUGAGCGGUACCUGCCCAAGGGAGGAAUCAUUCAGCCAAUUCGAAAUCUGUCCAUGGCUGAAGGAAACAGCUGAAAUGCCCGACAGAGACAUUGGGAGUUCUCCGAGUUCAGGAUUGUCCCCAGCAGGGUUUCCGUUUUCCAAACCUGAUGUGAUCUCCCAGCUGGAACAAGGGGAAGAGCCAUGGGUCUCAGACCUGCAGGGUUCAGAAGGAAAACAGACCCCGAGAUCUCCCUGCAGAGCAGGUGAUGCAAUGGCAUGUGAGAAAGAGGAGCAAAAUUCUCAGCAGAAAAAU